Carassius auratus (goldfish) is the source of this 4233-nucleotide messenger RNA. Its product is annotated as membrane-associated guanylate kinase, WW and PDZ domain-containing protein 1-like. Gene Ontology annotation, cellular component: cytoplasm; cell-cell junction. The transcript is spliced from 17 exons. Gene Ontology annotation, biological process: signal transduction. Bases 310 to 4233 code for a protein of 1307 amino acids. The record is from RefSeq and is a predicted model, not a curated record. Gene Ontology annotation, molecular function: protein binding. NCBI's taxonomy places the organism in Eukaryota, Metazoa, Chordata, Actinopteri, Cypriniformes, Cyprinidae.
CAAACCUGCAAAGAAACAGCUGUACUAAAUGCAGCGUAAUUUUGACCCAUGUUCAAAUAGCUGAGCGGCCCUGAGGGCACGAGGCUUCCGCGCGGGACUGUAAUGCUACACUGUCCUCCCUCUCCGGCCAGUUCAUCCUCAGCAGCGCAGAGCUAUGGACCUGAAACCGUAGUGUUCUUCCAACACAGCAUAUCUGCAGUCACCUGCGACUCUAAUAGGCAAUCAAUAUUGAUAGAUAAAUUGUAAAGGAUUACAGCCAUAAGGCAAGACGUCGCGGGGGGAAGGCUGGAAUUAUGAAGCGCUGUCAAUAUGUCUAAGGCCACUGUUAAAAAGCUGCACUGGCGCUCGAAAGUGCAGGAGAGCUUCGUCCCACUGGGCGGAGCCUCAGGAGAGCUUGGUGUGGCCAUUGGAGGUGGUGCAGAUUAUGGAGAGUUCCCAUUUGUUACAGCAGCACCUGGGGGUGGAGCCACUGUUGGUGACAUCAUCCUAGAGAUCGGCAGUACACCUGUCCUCGGAUUGACCUUGGGAGAUGUGAGAGGGGUUCUGAACUCAUGUCCGCAUCCCAUUCGGAUCAAAACAGUAUUACCAGGCUCAACUCUCUGUAAGGAUCUCAGACUUUACCUGAGCAAGUGUUUUACACCCGGAUCCAUGGACAGCCAACUCCAACAGGUCAUACGAGAGAACCUCUACCUGCGCGCUGUGCCCUGUACGACCAGGCAACCACGGGAUGGAGAGAUCUCAGGGGUGGAUUAUAACUUUGUGUCCAUUGAGGAAUUCUUCUCCCUGGAAGAGUCUGGAGCCCUGCUGGAAAGUGGGAAGUUUAAAGGGAACUAUUAUGGUACACCUCGGCCAGUCCACAUUGGUCCUGACAGCCCCCCCAUUACAUACCAGGAACAUCGAAAUCUCCUGAGGAACUUCCGUACUCGUAGCAAAUCGCUCAGCAAUCUGGAAAAGGCAGUGGAGGAAGGUGAUAACAGCGAGGAAGACUCUGGUCUUUCAGCGGGGUCUGCAGGAGCCAGCAGUGCCCCUCCCACCACCAUAGUCUCACCUAAUCAGACUUGGGACUCAGGCAGUGGGCGGGAUGGAGGGGUUGCCAUGGAGAACGGAGGACGUGGUGGGGCAUUGCCUGAAAACUGGGAGCUGACGUUCAGUGACACGGGUGAACCCUAUUACAUCAACCAUAACUCAAAGAUCACAAGCUGGCUGGAUCCAAGGACUCAGGGCAAAGAGAUUGUCAGCAAGACAGAGUUACCUGCAUUCACAGACCAACCAUCUGAAUUGAAGGGCUAUUCCAUACACACCCGACUGUCGAAAGGGCCUCGUGGGUUUGGCUUUAACAUUGUGGGUGGAAGUAGACCUCGAGAGUUCCUGCAGGUGUACAGCGUCACCCCUGGAGGCCCGUCUGCACUCAAAACAGCGGACAUCCUAGUGUACAUCAAUGACUCUUGUGUGCUGGGUCUGUCCCAUAAAGAAGUGGUAGAAAUGCUGAAAUCCGUCCCUAUGGGUCACAGUGUGGAUGUGGUUCUCCGUCGAGGUUACCCCAUGCUCUAUAACCCUGAUGGCUGCCCCAAAACCAGCCUCUGCUCCCCUUCUGACCCCACCAGCACCAAAUCUGCAGCCCCCAGUUCCGCUCAAACCCAGGUCCAGCAUGGUGAUGGACACCAGCAUGGCUUGGUGAACCUCAACCGCUCCAUGUGCCACCACAACAACUUCUACCCCCGCAUGCAGAAAGAGUCCUUGGAUGCUAAUGGGAACACAGCACCCCUGCCUUCAUACUCAAUGGCCAAUGGAAAUGGAGUGGGAGAGACUUUAGGGUUGGGGGCGGUGCCUUCUUCAAAUGUCCCUCCAUCAGAGCGGAUGAGCUCCAGUCAUAGCGAUACGGAGGUCAGCUCAUUUGUCACACGCAGAGCUUCCCUUGUCCGAAGCUACAACAACAAUUCUCUUCCAGCUCCUUCUCACGCCCAUCAUAGUUCCAAGUCUUCCGAGAGCGAUCUCUCCUCUGCUGUGCUUUCGCUGCCCCAGCCUGAGGUGGGUCCUACCGCCCUGCCAGUAGCACCCAGCACCCAGCGGCCUCCAAUGCCCCAAACAUCUCUUGCUGUUGCACCCCCAAACGAGCACCCACCCUGUGGUUUCAACGGGUGUCCAGCCAACAAUCCCCCGUUACCUCUUCCAGGUGGCCUAGGGUCUCCUGGAGCCCCAGUUGGUAUAGGCUGCGGGGGAGUGGGUGAGCUGGUACCUGUGGCCUUGGGCAGGAGUGAGGGAGGGGGUAUGGGUUUCAGUGUGACGGCUGGGGGGCAGGGAGGGCAACUGGCGGUGGUGAAGAGAGUUUGGGACAGACGACAGUGCCACUCCCUACAGCCAGGGGACGCUAUUAUUAAAAUUAAUGGCGCUGAUGUACAGAGCCUCAGCUUCGCACAGGUGCAGCGAGUGCUGCAAGAACAUACCAAACAGGGUGAGGUGGUCUUACUGGUUUACAGAGGAGGUUCUCUUUGUUCCCCAGGCUCUCCAAAUGCCUAUAAGAGACCUCCUCCAUCCCUGGGCACCCCUGAUCUGACCUCGCCUUCCUCCGAUGGUGCUGUGCCCAGCCAGAACCCCCUCUCUCCCUCCUCGCCAUGCAGUGACCUCCCCAACCUCGUCCAAAGCACCAGCUUCCUGGACUCAGUGCCCGUGACCCUGACCCUAGAGCCCCGGAACUGGAUAGGAGUCGAGGAUGGACCUGCUCAGUGGAGCCGUACUGCUCCCUCUAAUCUCGGCUCAUUAUCCAAAAGCCAUGUAGAAACGAGGGGACCGAUCUCUUCCAGAGCGAUGGAUGUGGAGUUGAGACGGAGACCGGGAGAAGGAUUCGGGUUUGUCAUCGCAUCCCAGGAUGUAAUGAAUGGAACCUCGUCUCUGGUGUCUCACAGGUUUGUGACGGUGCGACGGGGCAGCCCAGCAGCACGCAGUGGUCAGAUCCAGCCGGGGGAUCAGCUGGAGGCCGUGGAGGGCAGAUCAGUGGUCACGCUGCCCCACAGAGACCUCGCACAGAUACUGCGCAGAGCCGCCAACACACUCAGACUCACCAUCAUACCACGCUCUCACACUAACAAUAAUCUGCCUGAGUAUCCUGACUUUGAUGCUGAGAGUCGGUUAAGAAAUGGGCAUCGUGCCAAGCAAAAGGAUUCCCAGUUUUAUAGCGUUGAUCUUGAGAGGGGGACAACAGGGUUUGGUUUUAGCUUGCGAGGUGGAAGCGAGUAUAACAUGGGUCUGUAUGUGCUCGGUCUGAUGGAGGGUGGACCAGCUUCACGCAGUCAGAAAAUACAGGUGAGUGAUCAGCUCGUGGAGAUCAACGGAGACAACACAGCUGGAAUGACACACAGCCAGGCUGUAGAGCAGAUCCGAAAGGGAGGGGCCCGGAUACACCUCGUACUGAAGAAAGGCAAUGGAUACGUUCCAGAUUAUGACCGUGAAGCUGGAGCCGUUUCCCCCUCCUCACUAUUUUCCAAAGAGCCGUGUAUUGCUACAGUGGGUCGCUCUCCUUUGAGGAGCAGCAGAUGGGUGGAUGACGGUGGACGAGAGAGGAGGGGGAAGGAAAGGAGGGAAUCGGGGGGAAGGAGCAGAGGAAGAGGAACAGAGGAAAGCAAGCGGGGCUGGGCGGAGGAUGAUAGUAUGGCUGGUAGCUCCCGGACGGCAGGAAGAAGGAGAGAGCAACAGAUGCGUUCACGUAGUUUACCCGGCACACUGAGGACCCGAGAGGGGCCACGGAGAGAAGAGGAUGAGGACAACACACGGGGGGAAACGAGGACAGAAGAGGAACAACGACGAGGAAGACAAAAAAGUAAUAGCAUUGGAGAGAGAAGAGGAAAAGUGAAGGAUGUUAGUUCAGAGAGAGACAGUGGUCUCCGAACACACCGAAAGAAAGAGAGAGGAAUUGUCAGAAGAGAAAAGAGUGAUCACAACAGAACCAGCACAGUGGAGGUCACACAGCGCACACCUUUCUCCUUCCUCAUGCCUUUGGACAAUGACGAUGAUAGAUCGGGCGUAGAAUCAGCUCACAGCAUCUCUGAAGUCGGUGUGUCUGCAGCCAGCAUCGCAUUCUCGGGGACUCAGUGGCCCCUGGACGCCAUCAGCCAUCAACAGGCUCCUGGGUCUCAGACAACAGCCCCGGGACCCUGGCUAGUGCCCAGCCCUCACAAACUCUCUCAGGUUUUAGAGGGGAAAAGCCUGAGCAAGAAUAAAUUAGGACUGUGGUCCUAA